CACCAUUACUACCGGAAAUAAACAACUCCACGUGCACAGGCGCACGAAAGAACAACGAGCGGAAAAUGUUCAGUGUUGAGGAUCCGUGAUUAAACCAUCUAAUGUCAAAAAUGUCGAAGAAAAGACAGAAUGAAGAUCAGGGGAAAGAAUUAAAGAGAAAGAAACUGUUAUCUGAGGUUGCCAGAGGAAAGUUACAGUUUUUGAUGCCUGAUCAUCCAGACUUCAAAUCACUGAUGCGAGAGAAGUAUUUCAACUUUGCACAUGAACCCUGCAGCUGUAUUCCAACAUCCCUGCAGGAGGAACUGCCAUGGGCGUUGAACAUACUCCAUCACCAUGGUUACUUCUAUCGGGACUGGGUGAAGGUCAAGGGUCAAACCGUCCAGACACCAGUGUCUCGUACUCUGAUUGGUGAACCGGAGACAACAUAUAAGUACCUGGGCUUGCGUCUGUUUGCAAUCCCAUGGUGCUUCGGAGAUCAUCAAGUGGAGAGCGAGGUCGAACUGGCUUGUGGGAUUAUUGGAAAGCUUAACGAUCACUUCAAAGCCGUCUCUAGGAAGUUACUUCUUGAAAGAGCAGCAGAAAAGACUGAGCCAGAGUCUUGUAUCUCCCAAGGAGCUGCACAAAGUCCUCUGCAUCACAGUCCAAACGAGGAGACCAAGAGUUGUUCAGAACAAAAGCCGACAACUUGUAGCCCAUCCAUCGAAGAGGGAACCGAUUUCAAUGUUGUGCUCAUCAACUACAUGGACCCAAAGGAUCCAGACCUGAGAUUGAAGGCGGAGCCUUAUUAUGGGAUGGGCCCUCUGGCUGUCAGCUGGCACAUGGAUAGUAAUCUGGUCCAGGGCUCCACUGUGGCUGUAUACAACCACACCUGCUCAUCAGAUGGAGACAGUUCAAGCGACUCCUCUGAUUGGAUGGUUGGCCUCAAGGUGUCAUGGGAUAUCGAGACACCAGGCGUGGUCGUACCUCUACAAACUGGCGAGUCAUACUUCAUGUUGGGGGAUCUGAAUGAUACCCAUCAGCAUUGUGUAGUGGCUGGUGGCCAGGCUAGGUUCAGCACAACUCACCGAGUUGCUGAUUGCUGUCAGGGAACUCUCCCAUACAUCCAGCGCCGAUGCAAAGAGGCGCUGAGUAACCUUGGUGAGACUGAGAAUGGAGAAUAUAAACUGACAUCUUUGGCCGCUGACCAUCUUGAGUUGACCGAAACUAUACAUAAUGAGGUGGAGUUUGAAUGGCUACGUCAAUUCUGGAUGCAAGGAUCUAGGCAUGCCGUUGAGAGGAAGAGCUGGGUACCAGCUAUGGAGCACCUGGAGGCUGAUUGGCACAAGAUGGAACACAUGACAAAACUUGCGGUCGAGGAAGCGAAUGUUCUUGAUGACGAAGAAGGUUCUGCAAUUGCCGAGGUACUUCUCCCACAUCUCGAAGAAAGACAGAAGUUGAGACAGGAUUGUCUUGAUAAAUUUUCACCCAAGAUCUUAGAGACAAUGCAUGCCGACUUCUUGCCCAUCCACAGACCCAAGUGGGAGGAUGAUGACCUCUCUCGACCUUUACCCUUUGACCUCAGCAAUAUUAUCAGCAACAUGAGACUUGUCACUAAGCAUGGGAAGAAAAGUUGUAUCAGUGACUCUGAAAGUUCGGACAGUGAUUACCACAGCUGACAACUUCUCAAUGCAUUGUGCAAACCUUCCUGGCAAGUUUGAAAACACAAAUACUGCCAGUGUCUUUUAUUUGCUAAAUCUGAAUUGAAUGCAUAAAGAUAUUGCUUACCGAAAUUCCGAAAGUAAGAUCAAUUGUAAGACAGAUAGAUUUUAUAAAAGCUAUAUUUUAAAUAUAUUUAAUCAUUAUGUUCUUUAAUCAAACUAUUCAGUUAUUGAAGAGUCGAUCCUGUAUGCAUUUUGUUCUUAUUUAAAGGGAUCAUUUAAAUUCCAUCAGUUUUACAGUUAAGUUUGUAUUUGCAGUUGGUACUUUACCGUCUGUGGUCAAUUAGGUGAUUUGUUUUGCUUUGUGUUUACCAGUGCAGAUGAAUUAUAUGUUUUGACUUUGACCCAUUA
This is a messenger RNA of Patiria miniata (bat star), 2048 nucleotides long. RefSeq names its product alpha-ketoglutarate-dependent dioxygenase FTO-like. Bases 102 to 1655 code for a protein of 517 amino acids. The transcript is spliced from 8 exons. The record is from RefSeq and is a predicted model, not a curated record. Lineage: Eukaryota; Metazoa; Echinodermata; Asteroidea; Valvatida; Asterinidae. Gene Ontology annotation, biological process: DNA alkylation repair; regulation of multicellular organism growth; RNA repair. Gene Ontology annotation, molecular function: ferrous iron binding; broad specificity oxidative DNA demethylase activity; mRNA N6-methyladenosine dioxygenase activity.